AUGCGAGGCCUCCAGGGUCGCGGCAGCCAGGAACGCCCGGCAGGUGACAGGCGUUUGACUCCCAAACAGGGUGUGCGGUGCGCCCGAGCAGGGAUUGGGGUGGACGGUGGGACCGUGGAUGGGGACAGGAGAAAACCUCUCGAGGAAAUUGGUCCAGGUGGGGAGAAAAAGGAGCCCACAGCGGGAGCACUUGGGACCCAGAUGGGAAGGACAGAUUGUGACCGAGGCGGGGACGGAGCCCAGGGGCCGGUGCUCGGGAUCUGGAAAGACUUUGGCGCCCAGACUCCCAGAACAGCCCUAUCCUGGGUUGAUCAGGCCGGUCCGGGGCAUCAGACCCACCAGAUCACUCAUCACUUCCUGGGCCUUAAAAUGCCCGUGGCUGCCGAGUCUUGUCCAUCAGAGAAUAGGCGGGGGAAGGAAAUAAACGCCACGCCCCUUUGGGCAGCUUAG
Messenger RNA from Rangifer tarandus platyrhynchus (Svalbard reindeer), 450 nucleotides. The record is from the annotation of a GenBank genome assembly. NCBI's taxonomy places the organism in Eukaryota, Metazoa, Chordata, Mammalia, Artiodactyla, Cervidae.